Molecule: messenger RNA, 2628 nt
Organism: Cyanistes caeruleus (blue tit)
Lineage: Eukaryota; Metazoa; Chordata; Aves; Passeriformes; Paridae
Source: RefSeq, a predicted model, not a curated record
GAGUUGAUCUUGUUUUGAUUUCAGCUUUGACAUGUCUGUGCUCUGACUGCAAACAAGCCAACUCCACGUGUGAGACGGACGGUGCCUGCAUGGUCUCAGUCUUCAACCUGGAUGGUGUCAAACACCACGUUCGGACCUGCAUUCCUGAGGCAAAAUUAAUUCCUGCUGGGAAACCCUUCUAUUGUCUGAGUUCAGAGGAUCUGCGUAAUACUCACUGCUGCUACUCCGAUUUUUGCAACAAAAUUGAUUUAAUGGUUCCCAGCGGACACCUGAAAGACAAUGAGCCCCCAUCAAGCUGGGGUCCCGUGGAGCUGGUGGCGGUGAUUGCCGGGCCCGUCUUCCUUGUGUUUGUUGUCAUGAUCAUUGUAGUGUUUGUGUUCCAUCACCACCAACGAGUCUAUCACAACCGCCAGCGGCUGGACAUGGAAGACCCUUCCUGUGAAAUGUGCCUUUCCAAGGACAAGACCUUGCAAGAUCUGGUCUAUGAUCUGUCCACCUCCGGCUCUGGCUCAGGCUUGCCUCUGUUUGUCCAGCGGACCGUGGCUCGGACAAUUGUCCUUCAGGAGAUCAUCGGCAAAGGCCGCUUUGGGGAGGUGUGGAGGGGCAGGUGGCGUGGAGGUGACGUGGCUGUGAAGAUCUUCUCUUCACGUGAGGAACGUUCCUGGUUCAGGGAAGCAGAGAUCUAUCAAACAGUGAUGCUGCGGCACGAGAACAUCCUGGGAUUUAUUGCUGCGGAUAACAAAGAUAAUGGAACAUGGACUCAGCUGUGGCUCGUCUCUGACUACCACGAGCACGGGUCUCUCUUUGACUACCUGAAUCGCUACACGGUGACUAUCGAGGGCAUGAUCAAGCUCGCCCUGUCUGCUGCCAGCGGGCUGGCCCACCUGCAUAUGGAGAUCGUGGGCACUCAGGGAAAACCUGGGAUUGCUCACAGAGACCUGAAAUCCAAGAACAUCCUGGUGAAGAAGAACGGCACAUGUGCCAUUGCUGACCUCGGGCUGGCUGUGCGGCACGACUCCGUCACAGACACCAUUGACAUCGCACCAAACCAAAGGGUUGGAACCAAACGAUACAUGGCCCCAGAAGUCUUGGAUGAAACCAUCAACAUGAAGCAUUUUGAUUCAUUUAAAUGUGCCGAUAUCUACGCCUUGGGCUUGGUGUACUGGGAGAUUGCCCGAAGGUGCAACGCAGGAGGUAUCCAUGAGGAGUAUCAGCUUCCCUACUAUGACCUUGUGCCCUCUGAUCCUUCCAUUGAGGAGAUGCGGAAGGUCGUGUGUGACCAGAAAUUGCGGCCAAACAUCCCAAACUGGUGGCAGAGCUACGAGGCACUACGGGUGAUGGGCAAGAUGAUGAGAGAGUGCUGGUACGCCAACGGAGCAGCUCGGCUCACUGCCCUCCGCAUUAAGAAAACCCUCUCCCAGCUCAGUGUCCAGGAAGAUGUGAAAAUUUAGGCUCUGAGCCUCAGCAGGAGGAAACUGCACAGGAGCUGCUGUGCUAGAGUAGACGUGUGAUGGAGGCCUACCUCGUGUUUCAGCCCAACCUACUGCUACAACCAGACAGCGGGACCUGCAGGCUGCUAGGCAGGGGGACGGAGCCUACAGAGCCGCUCUCUUCCCUGCUUGGGUAUGAAACAAUCUGAAACCUUUUGUGAUCACCUCCUGAGAGCGUGGAGACUUGAGAGGGACUUCACCCGAGGGAUCUCAGCCAUGAUCGUAACUCUUUGUUCCUUUAAAGGAAAUCCCUGUAAAGUUCAGCGUGCGUUGAGCACCCGUUGGCGGGGUCGGAGCCAAGCCCGGGUGCUCGGUGCCGGGAGUGGGAAGGGAAAGGGAAGGUUUUUCUUGCCGUACUCUCGAGGAUUUUUCCAGGGACUGGCACGUUAAUGCAGAAAAAGCAAAACAAAUGGUGCUCUCUUCCAAGAGGCUGAGCCGGAACAGUUGAUCAGCUUCACAAAACCGUUCUCCCUCCUUUUCUUAAGCUUGAAAAAGUCCAACUCGGCGCCCUGACGGCCGUCGGGGCGCAGCGGUGUCUGCAUGCGCGAGGUGCGCGUGUCCCUGUGCCUGGUCAUCUCCUCCAUAGCCGUGCGGUGUCUGCCUGUGGGUGGCUCAUCUCUGUCCGUGCUUCCUGUGCAUGUGCAAAUCUCGAGUGUCCCGUUGUGAGCUGUCGCGCUGGUGCUCUCCGUGCUGAGUCGUGAGCGUCGUGGAGCUUGGACAGGCUGCUGCAGAGCGGAUCCCCGGCUCCCCGAUGGGCGCCGCGGCCGUGCCCGCUCCGCUGCCGGCUGCCAGAACGUCCCAUCAGGUUGCCUCACUGCCACCCCUUUCCCGUUUUUAAGACGAAACAAAUAAGGAACUGAGAAUCACUCCUGGAAUCCAGGUUUUUUUUUGUCUUGAGCCCCUGGGGUUUGUAAUUCUUGGUAGCGGGGAGCUGAGAUGUGAGAGAUGGAGCAGGCGCUGUGGCUGGCACGUGGGGAAAUGCAGGAUUCAGUUCUCCUGGGAACUCAAUUCCCAGCUCCACCACCCAGGCAGAUCUCUGGGGGCCUGAUGAUGCCGCGCUGGGGGAAGAGUGGCUGGACAGUGGCUAGGCAGAAAGGGACCUGGGGGUGCUGGUGACAGCCGGCUGAACAUGAGCCAG